CCGGGUUAUCCCGGUCCGGGCUCUCUUCCCAGCGCCCCGCGAGCGCGCGCCGCCUUUCUCCGUGGCCCAUGGGGAUGUCCUCGCCGGAGCCUCUGCCGGGCCGGAGCUGCUGUCGCUGGCUGCCCGCGGGGUGGAGGACGGGGUGGGAUCUGAAGGAAUCCAAAUCCCCAUCCAGAAAACCGAUAACAGGGCAAGAAACGUGCUGGACCUGGAGCCCGGGUGCCCCAUUUCGGAAGGGAAACCAACCCCGGCAGCGCGUCGCUGGGGCGUCCCGCGGGGGCGCAAGGCCAGCUUCGCGGCGGGGUCGCGGGGGUUGGCGUUAUUCCCCCGCGUGCGCGUGGCUUUCCCGGAGGAGCGAAGCUGAGGAACGUGGGAUCGUGCCGUGCCGGCGAUUCGUGGCCCCCGGAUCGGAGCGGACGGCGUGCGCGGGAGGGGCGGCGCUGCGGUCGGUGGUUCCCGGCAGCGUGGUACCUCCCGAUUCCCGUGGAGCUGAAGCGUCAGCGCGGGCGACCAAACAGUUCCUAGAAGAGAUCAACAAGUGGACCGGCCAGUACAAUGUGUCCCCGCUUUCCUGGAACGUGGCCGUCAAAUUCCUCAUGGCCCGCAAGUUCGACGUGCUGCGAGCGAUCGAGCUCUUCCACUCCUACCGGGAGACGCGGCUGAAGGAGGGCAUCGUGAAGCUGAAGCCGCACGAGGAGCCGCUGCGCUCGGAGCUGCUCAGCGGGAAGUUCACCAUCCUGAGCGUGCGGGACCCCUCGGGAGCCUCCAUCGCCCUCUUCACCGCCAAGCUGCACCACCCCAGCAAGAGCGUGCAGCAUGUGGUGCUCCAGGCCCUCUUCUACCUGCUGGACAGAGCCGUGGAAAGUUUCGAAACGCAGAGGAAUGGCCUGGUGUUCAUCUACGACAUGGCAGGCUCGCAGUACACCAACUUCGAGCUGGACCUCAGCAAGAAGAUCCUCAACCUGCUGAAGGGCGCCUUCCCGGCUCGGCUCAAGAAGGUGUUCAUCGUGGGAGCGCCCAUGUGGUUCCGCGUGCCCUACUCCAUCAUCAGCCUCCUGCUCAAGGAGAAGCUGCGGGAACGGGUGCAGAUGGUGAAGAUGUCGGAGCUGAAGGAGCACCUGCCCCGCGAGUGUCUCCCCGAGUACCUCGGCGGGUCCCUCAAACUGGACCCCCUGAGCUGGAACUGCCGGUUCCUGCCGCAGCAGAACGGCCACCCCGACCCCCUCGACGAGCUCAUCCUGGUACCGCUGGUCUCCCCCAAGGACAACGGCUCGGUGCACGUCCCCGGGCCCAGAUCCCUCACCCUCCAGGAGCUGCUCGAGCACGUCACCCACAAGCAGAAGCGGGGCAUCUACGAGGAGUAUGAGGAUAUCCGGCGCAGGAGUCCCGCCGGGACCUUCAUCUGCUCUCUGGCGCCCUACAACCAGGAGAAGAACCGCUACGGGGACGUGCCCUGCCUGGACCAAACGCGCGUGAAGCUGGCGAAGCCGUACAGCCGCCCGGAGCUGACCGACUACAUCAACGCGAGCUUCAUGGACGGCUACAAGCAGAGGAACGCUUACAUCGGGACUCAAGGGCCUCUGGAGAACACCUACGGGGACUUCUGGCGCAUGGUGUGGGAGCAGAACGUCCUGGUGAUCGUGAUGACGACCCGGCUGGAGGAGGGCGGCAGGAGGAAGUGCGGCCAGUACUGGCCCCUGGAGAAGGAUUUCCAGGUGUGCUACGGGGCCCUCACCAUCACCAACCUGGGCGUGGAGAACCUCAACCAUUACAAGAAGACCACGCUGGAGAUCCACAGCUCGGAGACCCGGGAGCGGCGCCUGGUGUCCCACUUCCAGUACCUGAGCUGGCCGGACUACGGCGUGCCCUCGUCCGCCGCCACCCUCAUCGACUUCCUGGGGGCCGUGAAGCAGCAGCAGCGGGUGGCCGUGAGCGCCCUGGGGCCCCGCUUCAGGGGCCACCCCGGCGGCCCCCCCGUCGUGGUGCACUGCAGCGCCGGCAUCGGCAGGACAGGGACCUUCUGCGCGCUGGACAUCUGCCUGGCGCAGCUGCAGGACGUGGGCACGCUCGACGUGCAGCAGACGGUGCUGCGCAUGAGGACGCAGCGCGCCUUCAGCAUCCAGACGCCCGAGCAGUACCACUUCUGCUACGCCGCCAUCCUGGAGCACGCCCAGCGCCAGGGCCUGCUGCCCGCCCGCCGCGCGCCCGGCCCCCAGGAGCACAGCGCCCCGGGGCACUGAGGGCCGCCGCCUCCCCGCUCCCCAGCCCGGCGGCUGCGGCGGCGCCCCGAGGCUCCGUUAUCCCCCCCGGACUGUGCCUUACUCCACCCGAGCGGCGGCCGCCACGCGGGAAGAGGCUUUCGCCCCCCUCCGGGGCGCUCCCACGGCACGGGGGGGUCGGGCGCUCGGGGAGGUGGUUUUCUCCUUUCGUUCGUUCGUCUUUUUUCGGUGGGACCAUCUGCAUUUUACCCGGGGAGGGGCUCGGCUCCGCUGCGAAGCCCUCGCAAACGUAUUUCCAGUGCCGCCCUCACCCGGGGCUGGGGAAGAGGCGCCUACUUCAGUCUUACCUGCCCCCAGCCCGCCUGUCUCUCUGGAUGUGUGUACAUAAUGUAGGCUUGCUGUGCCCGGCGUCGGCGGUUAUAGAUACCUAUGUACGAGCACCCGGCCGCGCGGGUCCCCAUCGCGCUGCCACCCAGCCACUGCCGGAGCAGCCGGCUCUACCUGGGCCUCCUGAAUUUUAUACUGUAAUAAGCUCUUUGAAUGUGUAUAUUCUUAUUUUUUUAUAAUCUGGAGGGAGGAUGGUUUUUGGUUUUUUUGGUUUUUCUUUUUUUUUUUUUGUAUUUAACAUUAACUUGCUCCAAGCCAGAGCCAGAAGUAUUUGUAAAUGUUCCUGUCUGCCGUUGGGCAGAGAAACGGUUUUGUUGUUGUUGUUUUGGGGGUUCGUUUCGUUACGUUUUCAUUUGUAUCGGCACCUCUAACCGUACCGCACGCGCACAGUCCUCUCCCCUCCCGUGGGGUACGGGCGCGCGGAGGGUGUUUCGGGUCCCUGGCACCUCGCAGCAUCCUCGCGAUGGGGUUCGGGCCUGGUGUCGUGCCGCCGUUAAGGAAGGCGGAGGGGUUUUGUCCCGGACACCAGGUUUAGCAGCUCACAGUCUUCCUCUUGGCGCCGAAGGCGUUGCUGGCGCCCGAGGCUGGACGCAAAGCUGGCAGCCCCGGCGGGGUUUGCAUGGGGGGCAGCAACAGCGGGGAGCACUUUUGCUGCCCUUUGGGGUGGUGGGGCUUAAAAGCAGCUUUGCAGCCCCCAGUCCCCCCGCGCAGCAUCACUUUGUUUUGCUUGGUUGGUUUUUUUGUGUCCUGAGCCGUAGGUGCCGUGUGCAGGGACAAGGCUGGCGCGGAGGUAGUUGGGCCGGUGGCGGCUUUCCUGGGCAGGCGCGAUGGAGGCGAAGGGAAGGGGAGGCGGCGGGCCGGGCUGCGCCGGGAGCGGGGGCCUCGCUGAGUGGCUCCCGUGCCCCUUGGAGCGGCGGGAGCACCGGCUCGCCGCUGAUCCGGAUGCUGUCUGCAGCAUGAGGGUGCUCGCCUGUUAAUUAAAAAAAAAACAAACAAAUAAACUUGAUCCCGUUGCUGCUCCAUGUAACGCUCAAGUGAUGGUAGCGGAAAUUAAAGGAAAGGAGUCAUUCUGCG
Molecule: messenger RNA, 3680 nt
Organism: Dromaius novaehollandiae (emu)
Lineage: Eukaryota; Metazoa; Chordata; Aves; Casuariiformes; Dromaiidae
Gene: PTPN9
Product: protein tyrosine phosphatase non-receptor type 9
Exons: 13
Coding region: 69-2240 (723 amino acids)
Biological process (GO): protein dephosphorylation
Molecular function (GO): protein tyrosine phosphatase activity
Source: RefSeq, a predicted model, not a curated record